GUUUUUCUAGACCAGGAUGAAACCUAAUGGCAUGGCUACGCGAAGCCGGAAUAUUCAAAUAUGGGCCUCGAUUAUUAUCAAUUGCUAGAUAUACCCCGAAGUGCAGACCAUGCAGAUAUAUGCAAGGCUUACCGAAGACUUGCUUUGCACUACCACCCUUGCCGUGCUCAACCUGGAGAAGAUUUCCAUGAAUGCUUUCUAGCUAUUUCAGAGGCUUACGAUGUCCUGUCAGACUUAAAAAAGAAGGCAAUCUAUGACCGAUUUGGAGAAGAAGGUUUGAAAGGUGGUGUACCAGUUGAUUCGGAAUGGACAAAGCCUUAUGUAUAUCAUGGAGAUGCACACAAAACUUUUAUUUCUUUUUUCGGAACAGAUAAUCCCUUCAGCGGACUUCAGGAAGAAAUGGACUCACAGGUUGAACAUAAUUUCGGAGGUUCUCAUGGUCGUGGUUUUCCUCAUCAAGACCCACCAAUUGAACGUGAACUGUUUCUAACACUUGAAGAAGUAUACAAUGGGUGUACUAAAAAGAUGAAAGUUUCUCGCCGAAUAAUGAAUGAAGAUGGGCACACAAGCAGUAUCAAGGAUAAAAUCCUUUCACUGACUGUUUUUCCUGGAUGGUAUGAAGGCACUCGUAUUACAUUCCCCAAAGAAGGUGAUCAAGGUCCAAAUACAAUUCCAGCUGAUAUUGUGUUUAUCUUACGUGAUCAUCCGCAUAAACAUUUUAAACGUGAAGGAACUGACUUAAUAUUUACUUCAGCAGUACCAUUGGGCCAAGCUUUAUUGGGUUGUAUUGUAGACGUGCAUACAUUGGAUGGAAGAUUGUUACACGUUCCUAUCACAGAAAUCAUUCAUCCCGAUUAUGAAAAAGUUGUGCCAUGUGAAGGUAUGCCACUACCUGAUAAUCCAGAAAAGAAAGGCGACUUACGAAUUCGAUUCAAUAUUCAAUUUCCUAAAAAAUUAAGUGGCGAUCAAAAGUUGCUUAUUGAACGAGCAUUUUUUGGAUAAUUGCCUUUUUCUUGAACAAUACUAUUUUUAUCAUUUUGAAAUCAUAGUAGACACUUAUGGAUAUAAAUAUAUAUAGAGAGCAAUAAUCAGAAUUUUUAUUUUUUUUCAAAAUUUUAUCUCUUGAAUAAUAGUGUUUGUAUACAUCUGUGUUAUAAAGAAUUAUGAACACUUGUAGUUUUCUCAAUUAUGCUGAUAAUAAACAUCUUUUUAAUGAGCAAAUUAAAAUGUUAUUCUACUUCAUUUUUUAACAACAUAUCAUUUUGGUGCGAUGUUUAAAAUG
Messenger RNA from Schistosoma turkestanicum, 1282 nucleotides. The record is from the annotation of a GenBank genome assembly. NCBI's taxonomy places the organism in Eukaryota, Metazoa, Platyhelminthes, Trematoda, Strigeidida, Schistosomatidae.